UCGAUUAAUCAAAAGUCGACUUACGGCCUAUGUAUCCCUAACAGCAACCGACUGAAAGAAUCACAAAAAAUCUAAACAAUCAAAUAAAUAUUGUUAAAUAUAAGAUAAAAUCUGCAAAACUUAAAGUUGCAGUUAAGAAUUGUGUUAAUUAUUUAAUUCUUGUCACAUGGAUUUGUAAGAAUUCCAAUCGAGUCCAUCCAUGGCUGCUGCACAAACGCCUAGAGAUUUAAUCACAACAACAACUACAACGCCAGCUGCAACAACAACAACCAAUGCAUCGAUACCAUCAUCAUCAUCUUCAACAACGAUAUCCCUGCUGGCGCCAGAAAAUGGUGGUGGUGGUGGACACAUAGAAUGUCCAAAUUGUGAUAAGAAAUUACUGCCCCAUGAAGUGGCUGGUCAUGUCAACGAGGAGAUGCAACGUCUUAAACAGACGCUACCGAUAACAACAAGAACAACAAUGGUGGCAUUGCGUGCUGCCAGUGAGGAACUGUUUGAUCGUGAUGAGGAGAGUACCACAUCCAGUGGUAAUGAUGGUGGAACGACAACAACCAGUGAAAGACGUAAACCUUGGUCAGUAUUCCAAAGGGUCCAAAGGAAUCGCCAAUCACGCAUGAGGCGUAACCGCAAACGUCCUGUUCUGCCCGAACAUCCAUGCCCUGUGUGUAAUGUAAGCUUUCCCCAAGAUGAAAUACAACAACAUGCCGAAGAGUGUUUGCGUCGCAGUAAUCGCACAGCAAAUGGCCGCAGCAAUAGUGAUGAUCAUUCCAGUAACGAAGACGAUCCCACCGGCGAGGAAUAUGAAGAAUAUGAAUGGGCUGGCCAGAAACGUAUACGUGUCUCAAGUCUACUACAAGGUGGCUACGCUGCCAUCGGCAUAGGUCAAACCAUAACCAAUGGCAGUAGUGCUGGUGGCAGCAGUAAUCGCCUAAAUGGCCAGUCAGCAGCAGCAGAUGAUGAUGAAGAAGAUCUCAAUGUCGAUGAAGAUGAUACACACAUCUAUGGCCCGUCACAGUAUGCCGAAAAUGAUGUUAUACCCUCACACAUUAUGGACGAAGAUGAGAGUGAUGUUACCUCAUAUAUGAGACGUUUGAUUACCGCGGGUACUUCCCAGACAUGUACGGCCCGAACCACAAACACAACCACCACAGAUAGUUUACAACAUUUGAAUUCCUCCUCAGCUAUAUUGAAAAAUAAUAAUGACAUAAGUAUAGAUAAUCUGCUGCCAACGGCAAUAACAAGCACCACACCAUCAAUACUUAGUACGGCGUCUUUGACAUCGGCCACAUCAUCAGCAUCAUCGCCUGCCGUCGACUUGCUAAAGAACGACCAAGAACCCAAAACGCCUGCUCAAUAUCAACAAAUUAUUGAUUCAUUAAAGGCCAAAUUGCGUCAUUAUGAACAACAGUAUAUUCCGGGUAAAUAUAAAUGCCUCAUAUGCCUCGAUGACUAUCGAAAUCCGGCAAUAUCGGUGGCCUGUUGGCAUGUCCAUUGUGAACAGUGUUGGUUGCGUUCGCUCGGUGCCCGUAAGUUGUGUCCUCAGUGUAAUCUAAUUACAACACCCAAAGAUUUAAGACGUAUCUAUAUGUAAGUGAUUCGAAAAUGACAGCGAAAUUUGUAGAUGCAGUGUGGGUUCAGGGGUUAGUCAUCUCCGGAAGAAAUUUAAAGUUCAUUGAAGGUUGAAAUUGAUUGAAAUUUCAGUUAAUGGUAGUUGGAGUAGUACCUAUGUGAGUUACAACCUAUGUUAAAGUUAAAGGAUGGUACAAUAUUCCUUUUGAAAAAGGAAUUAGAACUCUUACGGAAAGCAUUGACCAGAAAGCCGAAAUAAAAAUAGAUUUGUGUCGAUUAUCUAAGGCCAGUUAUUCGAUCUUCAAUAUGUGUCAAUAACUAUAGUAUCCGGGCCAAUAUUGAUUUAUGGAAAUGAAAGUUGCCCAUAUGUGGCAACCUAUACCAAAGACUUCACGCAAGAUUGAAAGUGAAUCUUUUGGCGAUUGAAGAAGCCCCCGGUCCUAAAUUGGUUUAUCAAUUCCCUGUUGUUAAUGGACAGUCUAAUUUGCACAAAACAGUUUAGUCAACUUGGGCAAAUUCUAAUGAGGCAUGGGAUUAAAAAUUUGCCCAUGUAAGGACAAAUCAUUGCAAAGCCAUCAGAUUGUGAUUCUUAAGAUGAUAAAGGAAACUCACAAUGCUACAUUGGCGUAUCAAUUCCCUGCUGUUGUUGUGGCAGCCCUGAAUGUUUGCCUUGGGCAAAUUUUGUCCAUAUGAGGACAAACGAUUGCAAAGCCUUCAAGAGAGAUUGAAACCGACUCCUUUGAUGAUUAAGAAAGCCUUCAAUUUCAUAUUGGCUUAUCAACUCCUUGUUGUUCUUGUGGCACCUUCAUUUUUGUAGAAUAAUGUAGUUGCGCUGGGCAUUACUGUACACUUUUCUGAGGGUCUUCUGGUAUAUUGUAUUCAUCCUGGGUUUCUAUAAGUAGUUUGUCGCUAUAGUGGUUUAGAGAAUUAGCAUCGAAUGUAAUUACAGUUUAUCAGGUGGAUGUCAGCCACGAGAUAUUCAUGAUCAAGUCAUAAAAGCCCAUAGGACCCAGGCAAAGAGAUGAGAGGAUGGUCCCCAAGGGAAGAAUAUUACAUCUUGCUAAGGCUAAUUCAAAUUUUUAACGUUUAUAGGACAUUUCCUUGAGAUCUGCAAAAAGUCUUUUGGAGAGGUGAAUCAAGUCCUAGUGAUCCACAAUGGAAUGAUAAAAAGCGUCUGCUAGUCAAGACUUCAAUUGUAACCACUCAUAACCUACAAUAUUCAAUAACAUCCUCACAAAUUUCCCAAUAGCAACAAAUGGAAUGAUCUCAAAGAUGGAAGAAAUUGAACGUUCAGAGGGUAUUUUCUAGCGAUCCGCCAGAAUACUUUUGUAGAAGUGGACCAAAACCAUAGAUUCAAUACGGUUUGGUUUGAUUUAAGGUUGUGCAGCUACAGAGAAAGAUGAAGACCUUUGGUCUAUUGUGUAUUAAUGUAGAAACGAGAAGGAGAUUAUAGACAGAAGUAAAGUUAGGAGGUUGGUGAUAGAAGGGAGUUUGUUCUUCUCCCCGAGAUUAGCGGCCAGAUGGCAUUAAAUACCUUCUAACCGGUUUCGAAUUGACAUCUUCUUCCAGCUUCUUCGAUGAGAGAUUUUUUGAUGCUACGUAAUAGUAUUUGCUGGUUUAACAGUCUCAUCAACCGUCUUGGAUCCGCCUCGAACUAAGAAGAAAGUUGAAAUUUGAGGAUAGGAGAGAUGUAGGAGCGAGAAAGUGACAAAAGGUUUUAGAAAAAAGAAGUAUAGUAAGCAGGCCUUCACAUAGCCUACAGUAGGCAGAAACACUGUUGUCCCAGAUAUCUGUCAGAUAUCUUAUAAUGCAGUGACCAAUCAGUAUGCCAAACAUGAUUCUUUGAUCAGACCUACUAAGUGUUCGAAGGGAGUUUAUUUUUCUCCUUGAGAUUUCAACCUCUCGCGUCCUGCAUUCUUAUGCAACAGCUGAAAUUUUGUUUGUUGAAACGGCUAAUUUUAGUUUUAACGAUGCUUCCUAGUGAUCCGCCCAUUUAAGACAUUUGGAGAAGUGGAUCAAGGUCACGAGUUCCAGGUAGGCGAGUUAGAAACAAAAUUGUACACAGACAUAGGCAGACAGUAAUUAUACCCUCAGUCAUAUGGCUGGAGAGGGUAUAUAUCAUUUGAUAUUCUUGCUAUAUUUAAAUAUUUCUCUUAACAAGGAAUCUGAUAUGAAUAUGUAAUUUAUCGGAAAUUAUGAUUUCGCAUAAAAGUGGAUAAAAUUUUUCGAUUUUCUUCAAAUUUUGCACAUACCAAUAUUUUGAAUGAUCCUAACUAUAAAUCCCGAUCGCCUUUAUUAAUUUUAAGGCCGUCUGAAAACACUACCUUGUCUCUAUUGGUAUAACUCCACAAAUCGGUUCGAAAUCUAACUAAGUGGACACGUAACCGUCGAUUCGAUCAAUUUUUCAUGAAAUAUCAUUUGGUCAUCUUUAGAAUAUAAAGUGGGCGAUGCCUUGAAUUGCAGUCAUUGGACAUUUUUCCAUUAUUUAAAUUGAAACACAAAAUUCAGAGGCUAGAAUAUCAGGAUCGAAAUUAAGCAAAUUGAGGUCACUUCAAGUACCACUGAUAAUCAGCAGUCAGUUUUUUUCGACAUAAUGAACACAUGUUAGAAAUUGAGAAGCGUUUUUUUUACGAAUUUUUGAAUUUUUAUAACUCGCCACCACAGUCAGUUUUUAUGUUUCGCAGUUUCUACGUUAGGGAUAGAAUUAGGAUUAAUUUUGCGUUUACAAAUUUGGAGGUUAUGUCCUAUAAAUCUCUUUUUAUACCUCCUCAUAUUCGAAAGUCUUUGAGACUAAUCAAAUGUAAUUCGAAACCUCGAAACAUUUUAAUUCCAAUUCGCGAAUUUCAUUUCCAAAAUUCGGUUUUAAAAUUAUAAUAUUUAAUUUUAAAUACUUUUUCAACUAUUCAAUUUAAAUUACGAAUUAUUUCAUUUUAAAAUUUAAAUUUUAUGGCUUUCCAUCUAAUAUUUGGGGUUACUACUUCAUUGUGAACAAAUUUGAUUUUGAGGCGGGGUACUUCUCCGACUACCAUAAAAUUGUUUUCUUUUCUUCUCUUACGAUUUGAACCCCGAAAACUUGAAUCACACCUAGAAACGCUGCUUUAAAUUCUUUCAUUAUUAUUUUUUU
Messenger RNA from Musca domestica (house fly), 4693 nucleotides. It is a transcript of the gene RNF220, whose product is annotated as E3 ubiquitin-protein ligase RNF220. The coding region runs from base 200 to 1591 and encodes 463 amino acids. The record is from RefSeq and is a predicted model, not a curated record. Gene Ontology annotation, molecular function: ubiquitin protein ligase activity; metal ion binding. Lineage: Eukaryota; Metazoa; Arthropoda; Insecta; Diptera; Muscidae. The transcript is spliced from 2 exons. Gene Ontology annotation, biological process: protein ubiquitination.